AUGGGACCUGCUCUCCUCGCCCUCUCCUUCCUGUGGACCAUGGCCUUGACUGAGGACACCUGUCCAGCUCUGCCUUCUGGGGGAGGCUCUGGGCCCCUCUGCAUCGUGGCCACGCUGGAGUACAUUGCUCUGAACUCAGAACCCAGGAUGGCUUCCAAAAACCCUAGUGGGCCCCAUGGCCUGAGCCUGCUCGUGGUGGACCAGGGGACCAGGGCAAUGAUGGGUCCCGUGGAGAAAGGCCCCAAUGCCCGAGGGGUGAGGACAGACCAAGGCCCCAGCAGAGCUGAAAACCUCACUUCCCAGCCACUGUUGGGCCAGGCACUGAGUGGGCGCCUGUGUUUCUCUGCAGAGGUGAAGGUGGUGGGCCUGGAGGGCUCUGACAAGCUCACCAUUCUCCGAGGCUGCCCGGGGCUGCCCGGAGCCCCAGGGCCAAAGGGAGAGGCAGGCACCAAUGGAAAGAGAGGAGAACGUGGCCCCCCUGGACCCCCUGGGAAGGCAGGACCACCUGAGUCCAAGGGAGCACCUGGGGAGCCCCAGCCAUGCCUGACAGGCCCACGCACCUGCAAGGACCUGCUAGACCGAGGGCACUUCCUGAGCGGCUGGCACACCAUCUACCUACCUGACUGCCGGCCCCUGACUGUGCUCUGUGACAUGGACACGGACGGAGGGGGCUGGACUGUUUUCCAGCGGAGGGUGGACGGCUCUGUGGACUUCUACCGGGACUGGGCCGCGUACAAGCAGGGCUUCGGCAGUCGGCUGGGGGAGUUCUGGCUGGGGAACGACAACAUCCACUCCCUGACCGCCCGGGGAACCAGUGAGCUCCGUGUAGACCUGGUGGACUUUGAGGACAACCACCAGUUUGCUAAGUACAGAUCGUUCAAGGUGGCCGACGAGGAGGAGAAGUACAAUCUGGUCCUGGGGGCCUUUGUGGAGGGCAGUGCGGGUGAUUCCCUGACGUCCCACAACAAUAACUCCUUCUCCACCAAAGACCAGGACAAUGACCUUAACACUGGAAAUUGUGCUGUCAUGUAUCAGGGAGCUUGGUGGUACAGAACCUGCCAUGUGUCAAACCUGAAUGGUCGCUACCUCAGGGGGGCUCAUGACAGCUUUGCAAAUGGCAUCAACUGGAAGUCGGGGAAAGGAUACAAUUACAGCUACAAGGUGUCAGAGAUGAAGGUGCGACCUGCCUAGCCCAGGCCAGCCUCAGGGUCAGGACGCCUCCACACAUAGUUGGUGGGGGGUAGGGUUGGGAGCUUGGCCCUAGGAUUUGUAAAAGAAACACGUGUCGUGAUUCUAAAUUGCGUUUGUGUUGCUGUGCGGAAGAGGUUCAAAUCCUGCUCUGUUUCCACAAUCAGCCCUUCCAGAUUUGUGACAUUAACACACCUCAAACCUCUGUUUUUCCUUGGCAACGAGUAAGAAUGUGUUUCUGACCAGGCCAGCAGGAACCUUCCUUAAGAACAAAUAAAAGACUUUGACGCUGCGAUGGGCUCAGAGUGCAGCCGUGCUCGGGUCCCUGGGCAGGCUAAAUGCCUUCCUGGGGCUUGACCAUCUGGGCUUCUCUGUGAGCUGGAUGGUGGGGAAGUGAGAAGGCGCAUUGAAGAGGAAGUUUCUCCUGCACUCAGAGAUGCUGUUGCCUGUCCAAGGCCCCCAGCCUCCCAGCUGCAGCUCUGCCCACUCACCCCCGUCACCCAGGCUUCCUGCCGCCCGCUCCGUUGGGUAUUCGUGGGACCUGCUCGCUACUUCCUCACAAGCCAAAGCAAGAGUGGCUUGUGUGCCUGUGACUCCCUCAUCUCCCUCAUCAAAACGGAGAGAGCGGUUACAUAAGGCAGGUGCGAGGGACCCAAGCACUCCUGAGGGGGUUAGAACCCUUCUUUUGGCCAUGAGUGUCCAGCCCAAAGCUGCCCUGCAGCUGAGUCCAGUGCAGUUAGAAUCAGAAAGCCAAGGCCCCUUCCACCUGCUUUUCUCGGGCAAGCCGCCUGUAAGAGAGCAAAGUGUAUUAGCGCAGGAGCUUGUGUCUGCUGAGGACGGCACCUGGCCCUCUCCUCUCGCCACCUCCUGGUCCUCCUGAGGACCCAACCCCUGUCCCCAGUCCCCGGCCAGCUCAGCCUGAUGAGGCUUUCGGAGGCUCCGCACCCCAGCAUCGGCCAGUGCUGACCCUUGUACGGCUGUUUGGGUCCCUGAUCCUUCUCAUAACAGCCCUGCCCUUGUCCUCUACCCUCUACUCAGAGAGGAUCCAGAAGGGUCCAAGGAGGCCAUGAUCCCUCCCUGAGCUUUUUAAUGUGGGCCCCCUCCUUCCCCUACAAGGGUCCCUCCUGGGUCUUAGCUGGUCUAAGCCCCACACAAGUCAUGGGGAGGGCUGAGUGUCUGGGACUUCUGGGGGGAUGUGCACCCUUUCCUCUGAGUUCCUGGAGGAACUGCGCACCAUGAAGAUCAGGGCUCACCCUCCGUGAGCCAUCCCUACCUUCCCUCCUCACUCUGGGUUCAAGGCCUGGGAUGAGCCAGGACAGGGGGAACCAGGGACAGCCCUGGGCAUGGCCCUUCCUUCCUGGGCCCGCAGGAGGGGGCCACACCACCCACCCAGGGGGCUGACCCGUCCUCAGGACAGAAACUAGCAAGUUGUCAAACCUGAGGGUUUAUAACUAAAUGAUGGGGUGCUGCCCCAGGAAAUUACACCCAGACGUCUCUUUCCUCAUAGACCUGGGUCCCUAGCUUUUAGACAGGAUGACACAUCAUUGGCAGGUACUGACUUUACAUGCAUUGCAGCCUCACACUUCAGCCAUUCACUGCCAGGCAGUCUUCUAGGGCAGCAAAGAGCUCAGCCACACACCCCAGGCCACAGUCAGGAUGAGACCUCCCUUCAGAGGGGGGGACUCCCCUCAGCGCCGUCCACCCCCCAUUCUGGGCAUUUCAAUCUCCAAUAGCAGACUGAAAUGAGGAAAACAUGCACCUCACUCAACUGUAAAGGGAGGAACUGGGAAUUCCUCUCAAAUCCUGACCCUCGAGUUCUAGAAACGGGGUCCUCUCUGGAAUCUAUGAUGGCAUCAUUCUGAAAGGCAAAAAUAAAGCUAUGAAAUAAAGAAAUAUGUUUAGCCUGACAAGCCAGAGAUUUUUUAAAAUACUGUUUUUAAAAUUUUCUUAAUUGAGAGAUGAGCUAAAAAGUAACUUUUUCUAAAUAUUUAAUGUAGCUUUGCUAUACUUUAUAAAUACUCUCAAACUUUGGGGGUUUUGUUGGGAUAAGAAAAAGUACUUGUAAAAAUGCAGUCAGUAUGUCAGGGGGCUUGUGUGGUUAACACAGCACAGAGAGGUCAUGGAGGCGUAUGUAAUUAACCUAAUGUGACAUAAACGUAUUUGCAUGACACGUGCAUCACAUGUGUAUAUGUGUGUAUGCGUGCACCUGCGGGGCCUCUGGGAGGUGUAACUGAGGUGGGCAUCAGAAGGGCUCUGUAGAACCAGCUGGCACUGGGCAGGUGCCUGGAGCUGCAGGUGCCUGCUUCUCCCAUCUCCCGAGAGACCUGGCUCCUGCAUGUCACCAGCGCUACCUCGGGGUGUCUGGCUCCCUCCAGAGCAGGGGGCUGAGCCAGGUUGGGGCCUGAGCCAAGGUCAAGAGCGUCCCCAGGGCUGGGCUGUCCCUGUCCCUCUGCUGGGGACCACCGCCUCCCUUCCUGAUUUUCAGAGGUCUCAGGCCACUGCUGUCAGGAGGGCUGGAAGAAGGGACAGCACCUGGCAGUGGGCCUGUGCCCACUAGACCCUAGAUUCUUACCUAUAACUGUGGUUUCCGUGGUCAGGCUGGGGGUGACACAGGCGUUCGAGCCAGACUCCAUCUUGAAUAGGGGCUGAGUGAAAUGAGGCUGAGACCUGCUGGGCUGCAGUCCUAGGAGGUUAGGCAUUCUUAGUCACAGGAGACUGGCAGGAUGGGUAUCACAAGAUACAGGUCAUAAAGACCCUGUUGAUAAAACAGGAUGCGGGAAAGAUGACAGCCAAAUCCUACCAAAACCAAGAUGGUGACAAAAGUGACCUUUGGUCGUCCUCACUGCUCACCAUAUGCUAAUUAUAAUGCAUUCGCAUGUUGAAAGACACUCCCAUGAUGGUUUACAAACACCACGGCAACUUCCGGAACUUACCAUGUAUAGUCUAAAAAAGGGAGGGACCCUCGGUUCCCUGCCCCUUUCUUGGAAAACUCAUGAAAGAUCCACCCCUUGUUUAGUAUGUUAUCAAGAAAUAACUAUAAAAAUAGCCAGUUAGCAGUCCUCAGCGCUUCUCUGCCUAUGGAGUAGCCAUUCUUUUGUUUCUUUACUUCUCUAAUAAACUUGCUUU
Piliocolobus tephrosceles (Ugandan red Colobus) is the source of this 4314-nucleotide messenger RNA. RefSeq names its product ficolin 2 (gene FCN2). The record is from RefSeq and is a predicted model, not a curated record. Bases 1 to 1191 code for a protein of 396 amino acids. NCBI's taxonomy places the organism in Eukaryota, Metazoa, Chordata, Mammalia, Primates, Cercopithecidae. Gene Ontology annotation, biological process: complement activation, lectin pathway. Gene Ontology annotation, molecular function: antigen binding; carbohydrate derivative binding; signaling receptor binding. The transcript has 9 exons.